GAUUACAUUAGGGCUAUAUUAGAACUACAUUAGGGCUAUAUUAGGAUUACAUUAAGGCUAUAUUAGAACUACAUUAGGGCUCUAUUAGGAUUACAUUAAGGCUAUAUUAGAACUACAUUAGGGCUCUAUUAGGAUUACAUUAGGGCUAUAUUAGGAUUACAUUAGGGCUAUAUUAGGAUUACAUUAGGGCUAUUUUAGGACCAUAUUAGAAGUAUAUUAGGGCUAUAUUAGGACUACAUUAGGACUACAUAGGGGUUAAGUUGGGGGGUUAAGGAUUCAGGCUUUGCAGAAUAAAAUAUGAAUAAACAAACAAAUAAACAAGCUUUUAUAUUGUGCUAAGGAAUGUGACCUAGUGUAUUCUUACUGGAAUAAAAUACGCUGUGGGUUUGUCAUGGUAUAGAAACCACAAAUCUGGAAACAUAGUGGAAUGAAAAGUUUAAUUUGAUGACUUAAUUCAGAUGGCAUUAUGAGAGACUGUAUUGGCACGGUCUAAUGGAAACACUGGAGGAAUUAGGAAACAAUUCUGGGAACAUGCAACACAUCACUAAAAUAGACAUACUGGCCUAGGCUGUUCUUCACAAAACACCAAAAUGAUACGUUAUUUUUGCCAACCUGAGGACUUCUCUGUCUUCUCCGCACAUUAAUUAAUGAAUCAGUAAUGGACCUGUGGGAGGGUGUGAUCAUCAUCGAAAGUAAAAACAAAAUAAUAUCUGUCUUUUAGAUGCUUUAAACACAGCAGCUGGUGUUAAAUUUGAGAUGACUUUAUUAUUUUAUUGCUCAAAUUCAUGCAAGUGUUCCUGUACGUAUAAGAUAGAGAGAACCAGGAACCAGGAAAACGAACUAGAAGAACCAAACAAGGAUCUCGGGAAGGGCAGCAACAGAUCACAACAUGGACAACACCACAGCCGUGCUGAAAGAGUGGAUGAAAUCGGCUCGGAGGCAAUAUCACUACGUGGAGUGGAGACCGAUGGAGGAGCCGCGCUCUUAUACAGACGAGUGGGGGCCCAAGCACUGGCCGCUGUCCCGAUUUAACCACCUGCUGAAGCUCAGACAGGCUGCUCUGGAGGCCGCACGCCACCGAUGGGCCGACUACAUCCUGUUUGUAGACAGCGAUAAUCUGCUGACUAACCCGCGUGUGUUGGACCUCCUGAUAGCAGAGAAUCGGACUCUGGUGGCACCCAUGCUGGAAUCACGUUCUCUCUACUCCAACUUCUGGUGUGGCAUCACCCCUCAGGGCUACUAUAAGCGAACCCCGGACUAUCAGCCCAUCCGUGAGUGGAGGCGUCUGGGCUGCUUCCCUGUUCCCAUGAUUCACUCCACCUUCCUGCUGGAUUUGAGACGCAGCUCUUCUCGCGCGCUGGCCUUCCACCCUCCACAUCCCGACUACAGCUGGGCCUUCGACGACAUCAUGGUGUUCGCUUUUUCCACUCGCGAAGCAGGUGUACAGAUGUUUGUGUGUAACAAGGAGCACUAUGGUUUCCUACCCAUUCCUCUGAAGGCCCAUCAGAGUGUAGAGGAUGAAGAGGAAAGUUUCACACACACCAUCACCGAGGCACUCAUUGACCACCAAGUCGAGCCUUCAGAGUUUGUGUUCGUUCCUCCAAAAACUCAGGAUAAGAUGGGGUUUGAUGAGGUCUACCUGAUUAAUCUGAAGCGGAGGAGAGACCGGAGGGAGCGGAUGUUGAAUUCUCUGGCCGCUCUGGGUGUGGUGGUCACUAUCAUCAACGCUGUGGAUGGCAAGGCUCUGAACUCGUCUCAGCUGCACGCCUUGGGGAUCGAGAUGAUGCCGGAUUAUAAAGAUCCGUAUUCAGGCAGGGUGCUGACCAGAGGAGAGAUCGGAUGCUUCCUCAGCCACCACUCUAUAUGGACACAGAUGGUGGAGAAGGGUCUGGAAAGGGUGUUAGUUCUGGAGGAUGAUGUGAGAUUUGAGCCCAGGUUUAAGAGGAGGCUGCAAACCAUCAUGAAGGAUGUGGAGAAGGUUCAGCUGGACUGGGAUCUCAUCUAUGUGGGGCGUAAGCGGAUGCAGGUGGCGCAGCCCGAGCUCUCUGUGGAUGGAGUGAAUAACCUGGUGGAGGCUGAUUACUCGUACUGGACGCUUGCGUACGCUCUCUCUCUGAACGGAGCCAACAAACUGCUCUCAGCUCAGCCCUUCACCCGCAUGCUGCCUGUGGACGAGUUCCUGCCCGUCAUGUUCAACAAACACCCCAACACGGCCUACAUGUCCCACUUUGAGCCGCGGGAUUUGCGAGCAUUCUCGGUAGAGCCGUUGCUGGUUUACCCGACACACUACACAGGCGAGCCGGGUUACUUCAGCGACACUGAAACGUCCACCAUCUGGGACGACGAGGCCGUCAGUACGGACUGGGACCGAUCCCACGCUCAGAAAACCGCCCAACAGGGCCGCAUUCGGCCCAUCGCCCAGAACAGUGUGACUGGGGAAACGCCACCUCCUGCUGCCCGUGCAUCACGAGACGAACUGUGAAAAGACUCUAGCAAGAAAGAUGUCUAUGAAGGUUUUUAGGUCAUGUACAAGAGUAAGUCAAUAAGUAGACUGUACUAUGAUUUUAAAUAUGUUUUAGCACUCAUGCAAGGUUCUUCAUCAGCUCAAUAGAAAAUAAUAGAAUUGUUAGCACACAUUGCCUCAAAGCAGCUCAGCUAACAUCACAGGUUUGAUGGCAGUAGUAGGGAGGUAGAAGGAGGAAGAAAACUUGUGAACCAAGAUUCAGAAGGGGCAAGAUGAAAGAAAAUACUUAAAUUGUAUAGGAUUCCCAGUUUCUAUGGCGUAUAAGUGGAUGGUUAGCAGUUAGGAUAGCAGUACGCUAAUUAUUAAUGGAAUUAUGCUCUGGGUAAAGGCAGGUUACUUGUACAACGCUUCAUGCUCAAUCAAAGAAAAAGAAACAGGGUUUUGUACAAGACCGGAACAGGAGGUUAAAGACCCUGACUGAUGGUGCAGAAGCUUGCAGACCCUCUUAUCGCGAACAUCAGUACUCUGGAAAUUUCCCACUGCUCUGUACAACUGAUGAAGAACCGCCGAUGAGUGUUGAAACAUUUUCAAGAUGUCGGGAGAGACCUACACACAUACCCACAAGCUCACACUCCCACGGGAUUAACAAAUCACAAUCGUUACCCAUCAGCUACCUCCCUCAUUUGCUGACUGUUCAGCCAAUAGCAUUGCAGCAGGCUGAGAUGCUCAGACAUGAUUGGCUAACACCUGUGGUAGGAGAAGAAGCAAAGGAAGAGGGGGACAAAGGCUCAUGUUUUAAGCCCACUUUAUUUAUUUCCACAGACGGUGUCACUGGAAUUGUCUGUCUGCCUGUCCACAGAUUUGUCCCUGGAGGAUGUUGUGAGACACCUAUAAAGACAGACAGACAAACAAUUACACAUACAAGUGACACACAUACAUUUGGCAGUAUGAACAAAAAUGAUCACAAAACAUUUGGUGUUUUUUAUUUAACUGUAAAUAAAAACUGAUGAUGUCUAACCGGGCGCAGGUGUUGAAUAAAAAAGAGAAUAUCUCUGUGUU
Messenger RNA from Ictalurus furcatus (blue catfish), 3523 nucleotides. It is a transcript of the gene colgalt2b, whose product is annotated as collagen beta(1-O)galactosyltransferase 2b. Gene Ontology annotation, molecular function: procollagen galactosyltransferase activity. The transcript has 12 exons. Bases 890 to 2482 code for a protein of 530 amino acids. The record is from RefSeq and is a predicted model, not a curated record. NCBI's taxonomy places the organism in Eukaryota, Metazoa, Chordata, Actinopteri, Siluriformes, Ictaluridae.